Messenger RNA from Malassezia vespertilionis, 2112 nucleotides. RefSeq lists its product as uncharacterized. The record is from RefSeq and is a predicted model, not a curated record. NCBI's taxonomy places the organism in Eukaryota, Fungi, Basidiomycota, Malasseziomycetes, Malasseziales, Malasseziaceae. Gene Ontology annotation, molecular function: ATP binding; protein kinase activity. Gene Ontology annotation, biological process: protein phosphorylation. Bases 1 to 2112 code for a protein of 703 amino acids. The transcript is spliced from 2 exons.
AUGCGGACACAGGCAGCGGCAGCGGGCUCCGGCGCGAGGCGUACCGCGACGCACGGUGCCUACGUUCUGGAAGGCUACGAAUCUCUCGACGUGAUUGGUAGCGGCACGUUUGGGCUGAUUCGCAAAGUGCGUAGAAAGUCGGACGGCAUGCUUUUUGCGCGGAAGGAGCUCAACUUUGAGCGUAUGAACGAGCGCGACCGCAAACACAUUGUAUCGGAAGUGAAUAUUCUGCGCACCUUGCAGCAUCCCAACGUGGUUCGAUACGAGGAGCGCUACGUAGAUACUGAAACUGGCAUUCUCUACAUUGUCAUGGAGCUGUGCGAAGGCGGAGAUCUGGGAAUGAUAAUCAAGCGCAACCGCCGUGCGCGUACACAUGUGCCUGAAGACACAGUGUGGUCCUAUUUUGCGCAAAUGGUGGCGGCGCUGGAAGCAUGCCACUAUCGCUCCACGCCAUCUGCGCCUACGUCUCGGCUGUAUGCGCAUGCGAUUCUGCACCGCGACUUGAAACCUGAGAAUGUGUUUUUGGACACAAACGAGAAUGUUAAACUCGGCGAUUUCGGACUCAGCAAGCAGAUUGCGGCACAAGCGUUUGCCAACACGUAUGUCGGCACGCCGUACUACAUGAGCCCAGAGCUGGCCACGGGCCAGCAGUACGAUAUCAAGUCUGAUAUAUGGGCACUUGGAUGCAUUGUGUACGAGCUCUGUGCACUCUCGCCGCCUUUCGAUGCAUCCAACCAUAUGGAGCUGACGCGCAAAAUCAAGCAGGGCACGGUGCCAGCACUCCCGCGGAUGUACUCGCGCGAGCUCCAAGAUACCGUGAAUGCAAUGCUACAGCUUGACCACCACCGCCGGCCGACCACACGCCAGCUGCUGCAAGUGAAGCAGGUCAAGUUGGCCUACCUAACGCACGAACUUGCCAAUCUCCACCGCACCGUGCAGCUGGAUAAAGAGCAUGUACAGGCGCAGACUGAAGCGCUUGAUGCGCGCGAAGCCAGUGUGCAAGCGCGUGAGAAAGAGAUCGAGCAGCAGUCGAUUACACUUGCCCACAACAUGCACGCGUCACAGACCGCUGCCCUCGAAGAGCGUGAGGCUGCCGUGCAAAAGAGUCAGGAAGCCGUUGCAGCGUACGAGCGAGAGCUGCUCAAUAACUACAAUGCCUGGUACCACGGUGAACGAGUCGCACUGCAAAAGGCCGCUGCAGAAAAGGAUACACUGAUUUCACAGCUCACUGCACAGCUGGCAUCGAUGCAGACAGUGGAAGUGGAGCCAUCGCGCCGAGUCAGUGACCCAGUAAUGCCGGGAUCGUUGCCACGUAUGCAUAUGCCGUCACACCGCAUCUCUAGCCAGAAGCGACAGGACGAGGUAGACGAUGACUUGCAUGCACGUAUCGCGGGCGGUGCUCUAAGUCUUCUCAGCCCCCAGAGCCACGAACCAAAGCAGGCGGACGGAUGGGAGGAUACAGAGGAACAGGUGCCAUUGAACCCUGCCUUGGUACGCGUUCGCCGCUUGGCACAAGUGGAUAUUAAGUCGGAUUUGUCCGACUGCUCCAUGAAGGAUGCUUCGACCAUGUUUCGCGUCGCUCCCAACGAUGACGAGGGGCAUGCCCAGUCGAUGCCGACUUCCGUGCUUGCAAACUUAUCGACGCCCAUGCGCCCAAAGCCGAUGCCUUUUAUGGACAAGGAAGCGUCACCCAACGCACGGACAUUGCCAAGCAAUCUGAACGUCUCACCACCCGAUCCACAAUGGCGCUUGUUGGAUGAAUCGCUGCAGCCGUCUCCAUUCCUUAAACGUGUCCAGCGUCUGCCGAUGGCCUAUCCAAAAAAGAGCGCUGGGGACAUGCCCAAGACGGGCCCCAACCAUGCGCGCUUUACAAUUGGGCAGCAGGAGAAUGCCGGGCCUGUGCGGCAGCGCGCGUCCUUUGUCGAUCGCCGCCGCCGGUCUUCGCUCUUACGGCCUGCAGACGCAAUGCCAGCGAUAACAAAGGAGUCUAGCAGAAUGCCUCGUACGUUGAGCGCAUUGCCACCCAGCCCUCGGAGACGUCCCACGGCGUCCAAACCAAUCUACCCAGCCCUGCCUUCGCCACGCGCUCGUCGCGUGCAGCGUGGCAGGUAG